GAAUUUGUCUGGAUAACUGGUGGAACUACUGUUGAUGAGUCGUUCUGGAAAUCUGAUGAACCUAAUGAUAAUGGAGGAAGUGAGAACUGUAUAGAAGUUCAGUCUAGUGGUAAAUUUAAUGAUAAAAGAUGCUCUGAAAUGUAUGCUUUCAUUUGUCAAAUU
Molecule: messenger RNA, 162 nt
Organism: Lottia gigantea (owl limpet)
Lineage: Eukaryota; Metazoa; Mollusca; Gastropoda; Lottiidae
Exons: 1
Source: RefSeq, a predicted model, not a curated record